Messenger RNA from Dendronephthya gigantea, 3631 nucleotides. Its product is annotated as tyrosine-protein kinase transmembrane receptor ROR2-like. The record is from RefSeq and is a predicted model, not a curated record. Gene Ontology annotation, biological process: multicellular organism development; cell surface receptor protein tyrosine kinase signaling pathway; protein phosphorylation. Gene Ontology annotation, cellular component: signaling receptor complex. Lineage: Eukaryota; Metazoa; Cnidaria; Anthozoa; Malacalcyonacea; Nephtheidae. The transcript has 15 exons. The coding region runs from base 145 to 3540 and encodes 1131 amino acids. Gene Ontology annotation, molecular function: ATP binding; protein binding; transmembrane receptor protein tyrosine kinase activity.
GAUAAGUUUGUAUGGCGCUGAGCUUUUGUUUUUGUGAAGCGCUUGUUUGCGGACUUGCGAAACUUGCGUGUUUUUACGAUAGUUUAUGUGACACAGGGGGAGGGGCUAGUGUGUGUUUUUGAACAAUUUGAGCUCGUGUAAUUAAUGCGAGGAAUGCAUCAUGCGGGGUCUCAUAUUGUGUCGUUUGACAUGAAGCGGCUGGAUGUCAGGCAGAGAACACAGAUUUUAGACACUCGCCAAGCGAGGAACAAGCUGUUUGUGAUGGAGUACAAUAUUAUCAUCGUCUUACUCACAUUAGUUUUAACUACAAACGAUGUGGUUAGCGGAUCUUUAAAGUCAAAGAGCUCUGGUUCAUUUUCCAAGAGUGCCAGGGCUCUUUGUACCACAUGCAAAGUGAUACGGAGAGUGGGCAACCACUCAGUUGAACCUGGCGAAGCGGUGAAUUUGAAAUGUGCAUUUCGAGGCGUUCAUCCAAGCAACAUUACUUGGCGUCGAAAUGGAAAACGACUGAGGGAAACAAAAAAUGUCAUUAUAAGUGAAUGGUCGUCGAAUGGACCUAAUGGUCGACGGAAUGGUUCGAAACUACGAAUAAGAAGCCUGACUCAAAAAGAGACUGGUACAUACGUUUGUGUCGGUCGUAAUAAUAAAGAGCAGUAUAUUAAAUUAACAGGAUAUGUCAAGUUUGCCGCAAAACAAAAAGUGUCAAAAAUCAUUCAAAAGUCUUCAAAACAGAAAACAGGCCGUUGUAGAAUGUACAAGGGAACGAUAUGUGCGCCAUAUAUUCAAGACAAUGUUCAUAUAUUCGUCGAAGACGGUUUUCACAAGAGUCAAGCAUAUAUUGAAGAGAAAUUAAGAUUUGGAUACCAAUACAUGAGCCCGAACUUAAGUAAAUCGUGUAGUCCAGCAGCACUUCCACUUUGGUGCCACCAUCAUUUCCCCGCAUGUACUAUUGUGAAUUCCAAAGCAGAACCAAAACCCAUAUGUAAAAGUGAAUGUAAUCGUAUUGAAAGUCAAGAUUGUAAACGAGAGUAUGAUGAGAAAAAGAAGGCAGAGAGUGCUGAUAAAAAGAAAGCGUCUUCACAGAGCAGUGAUGAUGAUCUGUUCCCGGAUUGUACGCUGUUACCCAGUGAAAAUCCUUUUCAGCCAACGACAUGUGUUUCUAUCAAACGACAUGUUACCUCGUUACAGACAGGUCCAGAUAUCAGUCCGGCAAGUGGUCAGUGCAAAGUUUACAAUGGUGACGUGUGUAAAAUGAAAAAUGGCAAUAAAGUAUUUGUCAAAGAUGGCAUGGAAAUAUCAGAUAUUGAAAAAGUAAUUAAGGAAGCAUUGGAGAAACGAGGUUAUCUUUCAAACCAAUGUCAAUCUUACAUUAAACCAUUGCUCUGUCAAUUACAUCUGCCUGAUUGCGACGAGUCAUCUUCCAUUCCAAAAGGAAAACCAAUCUGUAAAGAUGAAUGUCUAGUUCUCAAAACUAAGUUUUGUAAGGGCGAAUAUUCAGAUCCAAACAAAUUGCGCGCUCCAAGUAUCUUCUUUGAUUGUUCGUCCUUGGUAUACUUGACCAGCAAAAGUGGAAAAUGUUCAUCGUUGGGAGUUCCUACAGCCAACCUUCCAAACGUUCCUGCAACAAAAAGACCAAUGAUUGGAACCUGUCAGCCUUACCGAGGAAAUAUCUGCAGAGAAUAUCUUCAUAACAAAAACAUUUUCAUCGAAGAUGGGAACCGUCAAUCCAACAUUGAAAUAAAGUUAAAAAUCGCUAUGACUGAUAUUGAGAAAUUCCCUAUAUCUGCAAAAUGUGAUCCAUUUGUGUUACCUUUGCUGUGCCAUCAUUUGUUUCCAUUUUGUGAGCCCGAAGUCGAGAGUCUUAGACCAAGCAAAAUUUGCCGCCAGGAUUGUGAUCGUAUUCGUCACGAGUUCUGUCCUUUUGAAUACACGAUUGCUGAAGAAGAAUUUUUAACUGGAUCUAUUCUCUUUCCAAGUUGCCAUGUUUUAUCUGAGUCAAAUAAAAAAUGCAUAUCUUUACAAAGAUAUUUCAUCACUAAUACAACAGUAUCUAUCCCAGGUGAUUGUUACCAUGGUAACGGUAUGUUGUACAGAGGUUUUACCAACACCACAGAAUCUGGAGAAGCUUGCCAAAGAUGGGAUGAGACCGGUACAUUGCACUCUAAUCUGGAGAAGAAUUUCUGUCGUAACCCAAGAGGAAAGAGAAGUAAACCGUGGUGUUUCGCAGACCAAAGGGUCCAACUUUGCAACAUUCCUAAAUGUGAUUCCAGUGACUCUCCUUUCAAUGGCACUGGUGAAGACUACCUCGGCACAUUAAACACGACAGUUAAUGGGAACCAUUGCCAACCUUGGAAUAAACAUGAACCAGAGCAUAAAUGGGCCCAUAAUUAUUGUCGUAAUCCAAAAGGAAGUGAGGAAACUCAACCCUGGUGUUACGUCGCGAAAGGCAAACGGGAGUCGUGUGAUGUUCCUAAAGUUUCUGCCAGAAAAUUUCCUGAAAGUGGUGGACAUUUAUCAAACCUCCUUUAUACGGUAAUACCAUGUGUUGUAUUCGGCUUGAUAGUGGCUGUUGUAAUUAUUGCGGUAUGUUGGAAACGACAUAAACAAGGCCCAGAUGCAAUCAAGAAAAAUACCAGAAUGACCGUUACUGUUUUAUUACCUGAGUUGCGUACUAUCCCAGGCGAGAACAUUCUGUUACCGAAAUUUAUGGGAAAUGGAAAGUUUGGCUCAAUGUACACUGGUGAGAUCCAUUCUGAAGAUGGCAGUCACGUGAGCAGGCUAGUUAAAGUGGCCUCGAACGAUUCUCGUGAAGAAUUCAUCGAUCAAGCGAAGAGAUGGUCACAAUUCCAUCAUCCUAACCUGCUGAUCAUAGAGGCGAUAACCUCAGGAAGUGAACCUAUGACCUUGGUUUAUGAACCAGCUGGGCAUGGUAGCUUGCACCAAUACUUGAUCUAUCAUUCACCAAACAACCCCAACUUCUCUAAAGAUCAUGCGUUACUCGAUAAAGCAGGUCUGUUGGACAUCUCACGUCAAAUCGCUGCGGGAAUGGCGUAUUUAUCUUCUCAUGAUUAUGUUCAUGGUGAAUUGAUGACGAGAAACUGUCAAGUUGCCCAUUCGUUGGUUAUCAAAAUAACUGACUUCACCAUUGACCGUGAUGCCUGUUACUUUCGCCGACCAAACAAACGACCUAUUGCCCUUGGCUGGAUGGCCCCGGAGACCAUACAAUCUGAGACGUAUACAAUUCAUUCAGAUGUCUGGGCAUUCGGGAUCGUAUUGUGGGAAAUCUUCACCUAUGGUUUUCAACCAUACUUCGGUUUUAUCUUCCCAGAAGUGCGGGAAAAAAUCUUGAAUAUGGUGCUUCUUGAACAACCACGAGACUGUAUUCCAGUCGUUUAUGAACUCAUGAGAAAUUGCUGGACGAAGAAUCCAACACAUCGUCCACAGUUUGUCGAUCUUCAUGAAGAUUUGAACACUUUAUGUAAUGAAUAUCUUGAGGAUGAUGAACAAGAUAGUCGUUAUGUCACUGAAGUAAAUUUAUAAUAUAAUAUAUUGACUUGUAAAUAUAUAACCUACCAUAGUGGUAAAUGAAUAUAAUAUUAUAAUACCCUGUUCAUAUUAAACUGCACAUAUA